ACCUAAUAACUGAAUGCCUCCUUUAUUGCUGACAGGAUUUCAUGAUUUCAUGACUUUAUAAGCCCUAUAAAUGUUUGUGUUUCGAAUACUUUACAGUUACACAAUGCAAAUAUUUAACUUUCAUACAUUUUCUCUAUAUUUUUUUUAACUCAAUGGUAACAAACCUCUUUGAUAGCACAAGUGUCUUUUCUGUUAGUCUUUCAUUUUUGUAAUUAUUUCAAGGAUAAGAACUUUGGGUUCUAGCAUUCCCAGACCAUUUACAUGCACAAAAACCUAUAACACACUACAGGAAAGGGAAAACCCCCCAAAUCAGAAUAAGGCCUCAUAUAUAGACAUUACAAUUAUAACUUAACGAUAGUUUAUAUAUACAGUCUAUGAUUGCGACACAUGCCUGUAUAAAACAAGUGAGAGAUGGCUCUUCUGUGAUUUCAGUGCUACACAUAUGAUUUCACCAUGAUGGAUCUGGUAACGUUUGAGAAGGAGAACUGUGAGCGUAUCCAAGCCGUUGAGACUUCAUUCGGCCCGGCAGGGAGGCCUCUAUCCCAGCCAGGGAGAGUUCUGGUGGGUCAGGGUUGUCUCACAAAGCAAGGGCGUAGGAAGCCAGAGCCUAAAGUUUUCUUUCUGUUCAACGACAUGCUGGUGUACGGCAGCAUCAUCCUGAACGGCCGCUGGCACAAAAAACAGAAAGUCAUCCCUCUAGAGGACAUCAUGCUAGAGGACCUGGAAGACAAGGAGGGAUUGAGUAACAAAUGGCUGGUCCGUAUACCAUGCAAGUCGUUUUUUGUGUCCGCAGAUUCGCUCGAAGACAAGCAGGCCUGGAUGGAGCUCAUUGGAAACUGCCCGUUAAAUCUUCUGCAGCGGCGUGGCAGCCAACACGGAUCCACUUUUGAGCCGCAUAAAUGUAUGCGCUGCUUCAACAACUUCACUCACAUCAAACGCCGACACCACUGCCGGAAAUUUGGCUUUUUGGUCUGCAAUGCAUGCUCCAAGCAGCGAGCAGUGAUAGACCACAUUCACAUGCUACAGUGUAGUUAUGGCAAUGGAAAUCUUAGGUCACAGGCUCCUAGCAGGAAAUAAAGCUUGUUCAAGGUUUGUGUGAAUACCUUUGUCAGUUAGUGACGGAUGCAUCUACACAAAGAAAAUAUCACAUUUCACACUCUCUACAGGGCAAACAAUUGGGGGAGGGGUAGACACAUAGACACA
This is a messenger RNA of Trematomus bernacchii (emerald rockcod), 1203 nucleotides long. RefSeq names its product pleckstrin homology domain-containing family F member 2-like. The record is from RefSeq and is a predicted model, not a curated record. Lineage: Eukaryota; Metazoa; Chordata; Actinopteri; Perciformes; Nototheniidae. Gene Ontology annotation, molecular function: metal ion binding; phosphatidylinositol binding.